AUGAUGCCAUUAGGGUACAAUGAUAAACACUUUGUGUACGUACAAGACUGUCAGCAACAAACAAACAGUUCGCCAAUACAUUAUUACACAGGUGAUAAACAAAAACAAUCUUACAGCCAACCCAUGUGCAAAGAACAAUCCCAAAAUACAGUCACAGUGUCCCCAGCAAGCUUUAACAAGAAGGCCCAGAGCUUCUCUGCAUUGUCUCCUUUGAACUCUAAAGUGACUCAAGGCUCCUAUAAUAGGGCUAUGAAAUCAUCAUCAUCAUCAUUAUACUCCAAAUGCUCAGCGACAGCUUCAAAAGACCCCCUCUUGAAAAGUUCAUCACAUCCUUCUUGGAAAUCCUCAGACUUGUCUUUGUCUCACUACAAAUCUCAGGCAACGUCUUUAUCUAACUUUACCAGUUCUUCGUCUUUGGAACCUGGCAAAAUAAGUCCGAGAUCAAGGUUACCCCUCCCGAAGACGCAGACAUCAAGUAUUGACCUUUGCUGGAAAUCUCCUGCAUUGGAAUCGACUCAAAGAGUCUUAACGUCACCUUCCCUCCAGCAUCAUGAAACACCUUCCCUAAAUAUCAUCUGGGCUACACCUUCCUUGGAAUCUACUCAAAGUGAACAUAACUCACAGUUAUGUAAAUCUAAGUCACCGAAGGAUUCCUCAUUAGACCGCCUUUGGUCGUCUUUAUUAGAAUCCAGUCAAAAAGCGUUGAGUUCACCCUCAUUCACCCACAGACUUCAAAGAAACAGCUUUCCUCCGACUUCUUCUUCUUCUCAUGACUCCAAUCGAAUGGCUCAGAAUUCACCACUACCUGACUAUAAGCCUCCGAAAAUUCCUGUAUCGAACUCUAAUAACAAUGUUUUUAGUUUACCAUUGUCGCAAGCAAAACCGAGAAAAUCAGCUCCAUCAUCACAUUCUUUUCUGCCAUCUCGGAGUGUAUCAACAUGCCAGCCCAAACCUAAAGUAGUGGCUAGAUGUGAUCCUAACACCCGGGCUGUCAACACAGCUGUAUGCCACCCCAAGGUCCAGAAUACUGCUUCAUUCAGUGAUAAACAAAGACUUCGUCAGCAACCAUUAAUUCAUUCUAAACAAAAUAUCUCAGGCCAAAGAAUCUCAAGUCCUAAGCCCUGUAUCAAGAACAAAAAUGCUUCAGUUCCGUGUUCCAGACUGCCGAAUAAAUGUAGCUUUGAAAAAAGUGUGAAGUCAGAACCAGGGAAUGAAAUCCUGUGGUCCUUAGAUUAUAGUCAUCCCUGCAUUAUUAAAGGCGGUAGUGUUCCUGUUGAUGUUGUAAAUAAAAUUGUCAAUUCCAUCUCCAAGUCUACAAUCCAGAAGGAUCUCUCUAGGCAAAUUCUCUUUCGAAGAAUGAGAGGAAAGCCAAAUCCUCGCCCCGGUCCCCGCCUUUCAUCAACAUAUUCUGUUUGUUUAGAAUGUGCUUCCACCAUAAAAUCUCAGUGUAACCAUCUUACAGGAAAGAGAGAUCCUCGAUGCGCAACACUCUUUGUCAUACCAACACCCGAGAGUGGCACUGAUGGGAAAGCAGACGUGAAAAUAGUCCUUAUCCUUUCUCUACCAGAGACACCUACCUCAUCCUGUUUCCAACUUCCUAUGAAAGACAGUCAAUCUGAAAAUAAUUUAGAAGUCCUCGAUGAUAAUCUGGAAGUAUUAGAGAAGAUAACACAGUUUUUCCCUGCAUCCGAAUCUGAUUUUAUCCAGGGGCUCAAGACAAAGCGAAAGUGCUUGGCUGUAACCUCCGAGAGCAAAGAUAUAAACCAAGAGCCCCAGUCUAUUGACUGGCUGCUGUAUGUUAAAAAUAGUAAUGGUAUUCAGUCCGAAACCCAGGUUCAAGGCCCAUCCUCCUCCUCUUCUUCGUCCUGCUCCUCUGUUUCCUCGUCUUCCUCCUCGUCCUCUACCGGACGCCCCUCUGUACCCAAUCCUUGCAUAGAUCCCACUCCUGUUUCAGGUUAUGUUCUUGCAAAGGUGAGAAGUUACCACCGGUUACCUCCAGGGACCUCCUGGCUUGAGUUCAUAAGGGGUUCAAGUUCUGACUCCACCAAACUAAGACAAUCACCAUCAGCCAAAACCAAGCCCGUGAGGUCUCACAAUACGAAAAGCUUGAAAAAGGGGAGAAGGGAGACCAGCACACUGCUCAGAUAUUUGCAAACAAAGUUUCAAAAUGAGAAAUCCUGA
Molecule: messenger RNA, 2181 nt
Organism: Apodemus sylvaticus (European woodmouse)
Lineage: Eukaryota; Metazoa; Chordata; Mammalia; Rodentia; Muridae
Gene: Csnk2a2ip
Product: casein kinase 2 subunit alpha' interacting protein
Exons: 1
Coding region: 1-2181 (726 amino acids)
Source: RefSeq, a predicted model, not a curated record